AUGGACAUAGCACCGCCACUAAUGGCGGCCACRCGGUGGCYAUUYUUUGUAUUCUUGGYCGRAUCAAUGUUCUGCCUCCUCUCCAACACCACCUGCCACCUCUUCGGCUUCCAUUCUCACAGCUUAAACCUCCAACUUCUCCAACUGGAUUAUAUCGACAUUGCAGUCAUGAUCAUCACCUUCUUCUUCCCACCAAUCUACUACAUCUUCCAGUGUGAUCCCCUUUCACAAUUCAUCUACCUUGGUGGGGUCACCGUCAUGGGUGUUUUUACGAUCAUAACCCUACUAUCACCAGUGCUCUCUUCCCCUUUGUUUCGUUCUUUUUGUGCUUUUCUGUUCAUGGCAAUGGGGCUUUUUGGGUUAAUACCCGCGAUUCAUGCCAUCAUCUUGAACUGGCACGAGCCACAGAGGAACUCGACUUUGGUUUAUGAAUCUAUCAUGGCAGCUUUGUAUUUGUUUGGUACUAUGUUUUACAUUUGUUGGAUCCCGAAAAGAUGGAAGCUUGGUUGGUUUGAUUUGGCUGGUCAUAGCCACCAAAUCUUUCAUUGUUUUGUGAUUGUGGGUGCAUUGGCUCAUUAUGAUGCAGCCCUUGUGUUUCUUGAGUUGUAG
Messenger RNA from Cynara cardunculus var. scolymus (artichoke), 609 nucleotides. Its product is annotated as heptahelical transmembrane protein 1-like. Gene Ontology annotation, biological process: response to hormone. Gene Ontology annotation, cellular component: membrane. The coding region runs from base 1 to 609 and encodes 202 amino acids. The transcript is spliced from 3 exons. Gene Ontology annotation, molecular function: signaling receptor activity. The record is from RefSeq and is a predicted model, not a curated record. Lineage: Eukaryota; Viridiplantae; Streptophyta; Magnoliopsida; Asterales; Asteraceae.